AUGGCAAUGACAAACAACAAGACACAAUGUUUUACAUGUCACAAAAACAAAAUAACAUAUCCUUGUAAAGGAUGUUCAAAAGAAUUUUGUUUAAAUCAUUUAACAGAACAUCAACAAAUAUUAAAUGAUGAAUUAAAUCUUAUUAUUAAUGAAUAUAAUGAAUUUAAACAGAGAAUUAAUGAGCAAAAACAAAAUACACAAAAUGAUUUAUUAAUAGAGCAAAUCGAUCAAUGGGAAAGAGACUCAAUUGAAAUAAUUCAACAAACAGCACAAGAAUGUAGAAAAUUUGUUGCUAAGUCUUCAGAAACAUUUAUUCAUGAUAUUGAAAAGAAAUUUAAUGAUUUAUGUGAACAAAUAAAACAAAUUCAUGCCGAAAAUGAAUUUAAUGAAACUAACUUAAUUUAUUUAAAAAAUCAAUUAACAAAAAUGAAAGAAGAAUUAAACAAUCCAUCAAAUAUGUCUAUUCAACAAGAUUCACAAACACUUAUUAAUGAUAUUUCAAUUAUAUUAUCGAAAAAAUCAAAAUUUAACCAGUGGAAACAAAAUGCUAUUACUGUAGCUGGUGGAAAUGGACAAGGACAAAAAUUAGAUCAACUCAAUGGCCCUGAAGGAAUCUUUAUUGAUAAAAAGAAAAGCAUUUUCAUUGCUGAUACUUAUAAUCAUCGUAUUGUUGAAUGGAAACAUAAUGCAAAAGAAGGACAAAUCAUUGCAGGUGGAAAUAAACAAGGAAAUCGAAUGAAUCAGUUGAGUCAACCAACAGAUGUGAUUGUUGAUCAACAAAAUCAUUUGAUCAUUAUUGCUGAUCAAGGGAACAGACGAGUGAUUCAAUGGGUGAAUCAAAAUCAACAAAUUCUUAUUGACAAUAUUGACUGUUUUGGCUUGAUAAUGGACACACAUGGAUUUCUUUAUGUUUCUGAUUAUAAGAAAAAUGAAGUGAGACGAUGGAAAAUGGGAGAAUACGACAGCGAAGGAAUUGUAGUAGCAGGUGGAAAUGAAAAAGGAAAUCAACUUAAUCAACUCAAUUGUCCUUCUUAUAUCUUUGUUGAUGAAGAUCAGUCUAUUUAUGUAUCAGAUGUGAAGAAUAAUCGUGUGAUGAAAUGGAGAAAAGAUGCAAAAGUAGGAACAAUUGUGGCUGGAGGAAAUGGUCAAGGAAGAAAUCUCAAUCAAUUGUCUUAUCCACAUGGAGUAGUUGUUGAUGACUUGGGUGAAAUCUAUGUAGCAGAUUUUGGGAAUGAUCGAAUAGUACGUUGGUGUGAAGGAAAAAAAGAAGGUGAAAUUGUUGUUGGCGGCAAUGGUGAAAGAAAUCAAUUGAAUCUUCCUAGUGGUAUAUCUUCUGAUGAUGAAGGAAAUCUUUAUGCUGUUGAUUAUUUUAAUCAUCAAGUUCAAAAGUUUGAAAUAAUAUUGUGA
This is a messenger RNA of Adineta steineri, 1407 nucleotides long. Lineage: Eukaryota; Metazoa; Rotifera; Eurotatoria; Adinetida; Adinetidae. The record is from the annotation of a GenBank genome assembly.